Molecule: messenger RNA, 1692 nt
Organism: Nezara viridula (southern green stink bug)
Lineage: Eukaryota; Metazoa; Arthropoda; Insecta; Hemiptera; Pentatomidae
Source: the annotation of a GenBank genome assembly
AUGUCAUUAGAUGCCAGUGCUUGGAUUAACAGAGAACCACUCAAGGUAACAAGUGAUUCAAAGCAAUUAUUUACAACUGAAAAUCAUCAACAAGGAAGAGGUGUCCUUAAAAUCCCUGUGAAACAGUUCAUUGUAUCCUCUGAAAGUAUUAACAGAUUCACCCAAACUGAUCAACCAAGCAUUUAUCGGACAAACUGUGUUGAUGAAGAAAAGGAUGCUAUGUUUGAAUCUAAUAUGCAGUCUACUCAGCAACAACCACAACCUCAACAGCAACAGCAUCAUGUUACUCAGCUUUAUUCAUUAGAAAAGAAAGAUGAUAAGCAGUCUACUAUCCCCGAGUUUCCAUUCUGUUACAACGUUAAUAUGCUGCAGAAAGUGCAUCAGCAAACUUCUAAUAAUGGUAGUGUUAGUGUUGGAAAUAAUUCUGGAGAGGAAAAAGGUUAUCGUUUUGAUGUUACACAACCAUUUUCAUAUAAUUAUGCUUUAGUCAAUCAAAUGUCACUUGCAGCAGCUGCUUCAACUGCGACUUUUAAAUGUGAUGUGUGUGGUUUAUCUUUUGGUCAUUUAUCACUGCUUAAUCAUCAUAAACAACGCGUACACACUAAUUCAGUUGAACGUGUUCAAACAAAUUCUAGUGAACGUGCUUGUGAUAGCUGUGAACCUACAUACAAUCAGCCAUCAGAUUUAAAAACACAUAAACAGACUUCUAAUAACAACCAUAAUAAAUCAAAGUGUUGUACUAGCUGUGGUGUUGAAGUUGAUUGUGGUCACGAUGGUAAAAAGAAAUCUAAAUUUUUGAAAUGUGAAAAUUGUGCUGAGAAUUCAGAAAGGGAUUCAGGUUUUGAAGGAACCCAAGAAGCCUCUACUGAAACGGAUGAACAUCCAAAAGGAGCACAUCCAGUCAAAAGGAGAGGUAUGGCAAAAAUGGCAACUUGUCAUAAAUGUAAUGGAUCUGGCAUAAUAUUUGUCGGUGGUAUUCAGAAUCCUGUUGAUAAGCCUUAUCACUGUAAUAUAUGUGAUGGUACAUUUUCACGAUAUUCAUCAUUAUGGAGUCAUAAAAGGCUCCAUUCUGGAGACAAGCCUUUUAAGUGUGAGUUUUGUGGACUUACGUUUGCUCGAGCUGCUUAUCUAAAAAAUCACACUCGUGUGCAUAGUGGUGAACGACCGUUUAAGUGUGAGGUUUGUGGAAUGCAAUUUUCUCAAGCACCUCAUCUUAAAAACCAUGAGAGAAUUCAUUCUGGAGAACGUCCUUAUGAAUGUGAAGUAUGUAAUAAAACAUUCGCUCGCCACUCAACAUUAUGGAACCAUAGGAGAAUUCAUACUGGAGAAAAACCUUAUCGCUGCAAUAUAUGUGGAUCAGCCUUCAAUCAAGCUACUCACUUAAAAAAUCAUGCCAAAGUACAUACAGGAGAGAAACCCCAUCGAUGUGACAUCUGUGAUGUUGGUUUUUCAGAUAGAUUUGCCUUAAAGAGACAUAGAGGGAUACAUGAAAAGUAUGGUCAAACCCCUGCAAACAGGCAGGGUCAACCUAAUAUGAGUGAAAUGUACAAGUGUAGUGUAGAUAGCGAACCUUUAAAGCAAAAUCAAGCUCAGACUCAAACCUCUCAACCACGAAUUGAAGAACUAUAUAAAUGUGAUGUUACAGGAGGUAUUGCUUUUCCAGGUUGCUCGAGACCUCAGGAAACCAAGUAA